Molecule: messenger RNA, 1468 nt
Organism: Myotis lucifugus (little brown bat)
Lineage: Eukaryota; Metazoa; Chordata; Mammalia; Chiroptera; Vespertilionidae
Gene: RRP15
Product: ribosomal RNA processing 15 homolog
Exons: 5
Coding region: 19-879 (286 amino acids)
Biological process (GO): maturation of LSU-rRNA; maturation of 5.8S rRNA
Cellular component (GO): preribosome, large subunit precursor
Source: RefSeq, a predicted model, not a curated record
ACUUCCGGUUGAGAAAACAUGGCCGCGGCCGUGCGCGACUCACGUGGGAGUGCGGGGAAGAAGCUGAAACACGCCGUCAAGAGGAAAAAGAAGAUGAAAAUGGUAGCCAAGGCUGCUGCAUCGGAGCUGGAAGAUGAGGGCCAAGACGCUGCCGACGUGGGAGGUUCCACAGGAAGGCGUGCGUCACAAAAGGGCCACUUUUCUUCUGAUGACGAAGCAGCGGAGGCUGACAAUGAAGAUGAGCUGGAACCCUGUGACGAUGACGGUGACGAUGCUGCUGGAGCCGCCGCGGGGACCAGCUCGGGCUGGGCCGACGCCAUGGCUAAAAUCCUGAACAAGAAAACCCCUAAGAGCAAACCCACCAUCCUGGUCAAAAACAGAGAGCUGGAAAAGGAAAAGGAGAAGUUAAAGCAGGAGAGACUAGAGAAGAGAAAGCAGCUCGAUAAGAAGCGGGAGUGGGAAAUGAUGUGCAGGGUCAAGCCAGAUGUGGUCACCGACAAAGACACCGAGAGGAACCUGCAGAGGAUCGCCACGAGGGGUGUGGUGCAGUUAUUCAACGCCGUCCAGAAGCAUCAGAAGAACGUUGACGAGAAGGUCAAGGAAGCCGGGAGCUCGAUCAGGAAGCGUGCGAAGUUGAUCUCAACCGUUUCCAAGAAAGAUUUCAUCAGCGUUCUCAGGGGGAUGGACGGAAGUGCAGGCGAGAAAGGUUCGACCGGAAGGAGCUCCCAGGCCAAGCAGACGGAAGUGAGAGAAGAGGGCCCAGGAUGGAGCAUCCUCCGAGACGACUUUAUGAUGGGAGCGUCCAUGAAGGACUGGGACAAAGAGAGCGACGGGCCGGACGGCAGCAGCCCGGGCGGGGGGAGCGACUCCGACACAUAGUGGACGUGCAGGAGGCACCGCGACAUCGCUCUAUUCUUCCUAGAGGAACACUUCCCGCUCCGAAAGCUGGCGGGCCAUCAGGAUGCCUGAGAAAGCCAGAAGACUUGCACUUGUCACAUAAGCUUUGUUAAAGUUACGUGUUCGAACUGUGUAUAAGUUUAAGCAUUUGUAAAAGAAAUGUCCCUCAAAACAUUUGUGAAAAGAAAUGUUUCGACUUGUCCAGCGAGAGGCUCAUUUUGCCCAUCACUGGUUUACAAGUUGGUCUUGGGUUUUGGCGUCUUGUCGCAGGUAUUGUAUUGCCAGCGUUUCCAGAAAUGCAGUGUUCUUCAUCAUGAAAAUGAACUCAACGUUAAUGUUCUCCACCUACAGAUCUGUGCAUUAUAGUUUGUGGGGGGACGGUUGGUGUUUGUUUUGGUGACCUAUUGAGAAAACGUGGGUAGUAAAGUUUUAAAUUAUAGUAUUUCUGAUUUGGAGUAAUGCUUUUAUUUUUUUUUAGAUAUUCUGGCAAAUAUAUAAGAAACAUGUCAAAUCUAUACUUUUCUAUUACUUUUAUGUGCUGGAAUGUACAUAAACAAUGCCUUAAGAUUUA